Messenger RNA from Apis mellifera (honey bee), 2142 nucleotides. It is a transcript of the gene PheRS-m, whose product is annotated as probable phenylalanine--tRNA ligase, mitochondrial. The record is from RefSeq and is a predicted model, not a curated record. The coding region runs from base 139 to 1458 and encodes 439 amino acids. Gene Ontology annotation, biological process: phenylalanyl-tRNA aminoacylation. Gene Ontology annotation, molecular function: phenylalanine-tRNA ligase activity; ATP binding; tRNA binding. Lineage: Eukaryota; Metazoa; Arthropoda; Insecta; Hymenoptera; Apidae. Gene Ontology annotation, cellular component: cytoplasm; mitochondrion. The transcript has 4 exons.
AGUUAAAAAACGAAAAUUUUUCGAAAAUCUACAAAUAUACAUUCAUAUAUUCACUUCUAUUAAUUAUUAAGAAUUAAUACAAUUUCAAUUUUGAAUUUACAUCAUUGAAUUUUUUCUAAAUUUUGAAGUUACAUCAUAAUGAUUUUACAAAGGUACAAAAUAUAUAAAAAUUAUAAGUAUUAUUAUCAGAAAAUAUUAUUUAAUAGAACAUUUUCUGUAGCUACACAAACUGAGACAAAUAAUGAAAUAACACUAUUAGGCCAUAAAUAUUUAACGGAUAAUUGGACAAAUAUUAAUGAAAAUAUAAUAUCCAAAUUAGGAAGAAAUUUACAUAUUUCUCCAUAUCAUCCUUUAUCUUAUAUUCGUCAACAUAUUAUUAAUUACUUUUAUAUACAUUUUCAUAAUCGUAUUGGAAAUCCUAUAUUUAGUGUAUAUGAUAAUAUAUCUCCUGUAGUUACAGUAACUCAAAAUUUUGAUUCUCUUCUUGUAUCAAAAGAUCAUCCAUCUAGAAAACAAUCUGAAUGCUAUUAUAUAAAUCAGGAUACUUUGUUACGAGCUCAUACAACAGCUCAUCAAACAGAAUUUAUUUCAAUGGGUUUGAAUAAUUUUCUUAUAAUAGGAGAUGUUUAUCGAAAAGAUGAAAUAGAUUCUACACAUUAUCCUGUUUUUCAUCAAGCAGAUGCUGUUAGAUUAUGUACAGCAGAAGAAGUAUUUCACAAUGUAAAUGAUUCUGAAGGAUUAAAAUUAUUUGAACAUAAAGGUGUAGAAAGUAAUGAAAAACAAGCUUGUCAUACUUUGGAAUCUAUUAAAAUAAUGGAAUAUGAAUUAAAAAAUACUUUAACAGGUUUAGCAAAAUCACUCUUUGGAUCAGAAAUUCAAUGUAAAUGGGUUGAACAAUAUUUUCCUUUUACUCAUCCUUCAUGGGAAUUAGAAAUUUAUUAUAAAGAUCAAUGGCUUGAAAUAUUAGGAUGUGGUAUUAUGCGUCAGGAGAUUUUACAGAAAUCAGGUGCAGGAGAAUGUAUUGGAUGGGCAUUUGGAUUGGGUUUAGAAAGACUAGCUAUGUGUCUAUAUGAUAUUCCAGAUAUUAGAUUAUUUUGGAGUAAAGAUAGUGGAUUUUUAAAUCAAUUUAAAGUUGAAGAUCCUAAUAUGACAAUAAAAUUCAAGCCAAUUAGUAUUUAUCCUCAAUGUAAGAAUGAUAUAAGUUUUUGGUUACCCGAAAAUAAAAGUUAUUCAUCGAAAAAUUUUUAUGAUCUAGUGAGAGAUAUUGGUGGUGAUAGGAUAGAACAAGUUAUAUUAAAAGAUGAAUUCUUUCAUCCUAAAAUUAAAAAAUUAUCACAUUGUUAUACUAUAAUAUAUAGAGAUAUGGAACGUACAUUAUCAAAAAGAGAAGUAAAUAAUAUUCACAACGAAAUAGGUAAAAAAGCAGCUGAAAAAUUAGAUGUUACAAUUAGAUCAUAAGAAAUAUAAGCAAAAAGAAUUAUUGUUUAUUUUUUUUUAAUGUUAAUUGUAUAUAUUUAAUUGUAUAUAUUGAAAAAAAAAUAGAAUAAUGAAUAAAUUCAAAAAAUUCAAAUGAAUAUAUUAUUACAUUUUCUACAUAAAUUAAUUAUAAAUAUGUCAUUAGAUGAAAUAUUAUUUAUCUAUAAAUAGUAGGAUAAUUAUAUAAUCUACAAUAUGAUACAUUUCAUUAACAUCAUAAUUAACAACAAUUACAUCUAGAUCUACAUUACAAUUUACGCGUGAAUAUAAAAAUUAUUUAGUAUAGCAGUAUAUAUUCAUGAUAAGUAAAUUAUAUUACAUUAUAUUAUAAGUAAAAAUAAUAAAUUUUAUUUAAAAUAUAAAAUAAAAAUGUUAUCAAAAAAAGAAAAUGAUAAUAGAUAAAAAUCUCGAUCUUUAAUUCGUAAAAAAAUUUAACUUUGCAUAUGUUUAUUUGUAUUUAUUAAAUAUAUUAAGAAAAUCUCAAAUAAAACAUAUGCUUUUAAUUUGUCUUAUAAACUUAUUAUAUGAAUUAAAAUACUGUAAAUAAUAUGCAAUCAAAUAUACAUAAUAAACACGAAAUGAAAACGAAUCAAAUGCUACACAUGAAUAUAUUUUAAAAACAAAAAUUAUUGUUUACUAAAAUAAAUAAAGAAAAUAUAUAUCUAA